Messenger RNA from Dissoconium aciculare CBS 342.82, 651 nucleotides. Its product is annotated as HAD-superfamily phosphatase. The transcript is spliced from 2 exons. The coding region runs from base 1 to 651 and encodes 216 amino acids. The record is from RefSeq and is a predicted model, not a curated record. Gene Ontology annotation, molecular function: phosphatidylglycerophosphatase activity. Gene Ontology annotation, biological process: cardiolipin biosynthetic process. Gene Ontology annotation, cellular component: mitochondrion. NCBI's taxonomy places the organism in Eukaryota, Fungi, Ascomycota, Dothideomycetes, Mycosphaerellales, Dissoconiaceae.
AUGAACAUCUCCGGGACAUUCAAUGUGCUACGGCUACUCAUAAAUCCAGCAUUAUGCCUACCCCAUCACACCGUCGCGACAUUUGAUCAACUACCAGUCCCACUUUCAUCAGCAUUCCAUCGAGCUACUACAAAGACUGGCGACCGCGAUACUCGGCCCGAUAUCAGGGCCGUGGUACUGGACAAAGACAAUUGUUUCGCAGUACCACACACAAACGAGGUUCAUCCAGCCUACACAGAGCGUUUCGCUCAACUGCGCAAGGAGUUCCCUGGCUCGCGGUUACUCAUUGUGUCCAAUUCCUCCGGCACGGAUUCCGACAAGGGCCAUGUCGAUGCGGCUCUUCUCGAGCGCAACACUGGUGUUACGGUCCUGCGUCAUGGCGUAAAGAAACCAGGAUGCCAUGCCGAGAUCAUGAAUUUCCUCCGCAAUGCUCCCGAUACGGGCGUCACUUCGGCAGCGCAAGUUGCCAUCAUCGGCGAUAGGCUCUUCACAGAUGUCCUAAUGGCCAACAUGAUGGGCGCGCAUGGCAUAUGGAUCAGGGAUGGUCCAGUCCCAGAUAAUGGCCUGUUGACUCGUGUAGAGAAAGGUCUUUCAAGUUUCCUACUCCGUCGAGGAUUCGCGCCGCCUUCGCCUCGUAGCGACUUCGAAUAA